UCUGCAAGCAUUCUCAUUGGAGCAUAUGAACCCACUACAGAAUGCCGAAACAUUGGAAGCAAGUCAUUUGAAUGAUUAUAUUCAUCCCUGCUUUAAAUCAGCCCUUUGGGAAUGUGCCAAAAUUUACUAUACAUUUGGUGAAAUUCCUUCUGUACAUCAUGUUGAGAAACAAAGAGGAGAUGGGGUGGGGCUGACAGUCGAUGCAUACAAAUAUGAAAUUGUCUAUGUUGAGGGAAGAUGUUACUGUUUGACUGAAGUAUAUUGUGCAGUUGUACCCAGGCAGUUGUCUGAAAUCAAAGAGUUUACUUUUUUCUACGAAGCCAUUGUAAAAUGGGCACUUUUGGCAGGAAGAUGUCAAAAAACUCUUUCAGAUACCAACACUAAAAAACGGUCAUCACGUCUUUCUUAUGCAAUGAACCUAAGAGCACUUGAUAAUUUUAUCUAA
Entrophospora candida is the source of this 445-nucleotide messenger RNA. The record is from the annotation of a GenBank genome assembly. NCBI's taxonomy places the organism in Eukaryota, Fungi, Glomeromycota, Glomeromycetes, Entrophosporales, Entrophosporaceae.